AUGAAACCAAAAAAAAAUAUUCCUUUUUUAGAAAAACCAAAUAUUGAAGAAAUAAAUAAUAAUAUAAAAGAAAGUGGAUUAGUAUUAUGUGUGUCACUAAAUGAAAAGGAAUCAGUAUCUCUUGUAUCUCCUUCAUAUUAUUAUAUAUAUGUUCAGAGAUACAUGUAUUUAUCAAAUAUUAUUCCAAAAUGUUUAGAAUAUUUUAAAUCAUUUAUUUUACCUUUUUAUGGUAAUAAAUAUGGUGUUUAUUUUGAGUGUCUUAAAAAUGAGAAAGAAAAUUUAGAUAACGAUUCAAAUAAUAAAAAUAUAAAAAACAAAAGUGAAACAAUAAUACUUGAUUGGAGAUUACCUAUUGGUGUUUUAUUUGAUAUUUAUUGUGAUAUUGAAAAUGAAAAUGCAUAUAUAAAUGGAAAAAAACAAAAUUUGAAAUUCUGUUCUAGUAGUGAAUUAUUUUACGACUGUAUAAAUAUUUUAGAAGCUUCUUCAAACGAAAAAGAUAAUUUUAAUAACAUAAUAAUAAAAAAAAUAAAUGAUGCAAAUGAAUAUAAUAAUGAAUUAAAUAAAGAUUCAACAAAAAAUUCAAUUAAUUACUCUUCAAAAAUAGAAUGUAAUAAUGAAAUAAACGUCGACUUAGAUAAUGAUAAUAUAAAUAAUAAGCCUAUUUCUAAAGGAAAUAUUCAAAUGUCUUUAAAUAAUUUAAAAGAGAUAGAUAACUUAAAAAAAAAAUGCGAUGAAAAUAAAGAAAAUAAUAAAGACAUAUAUGAAAAAAAUAAAUACUUUAAAAAUAAUUCAAAAUAUUAUAAAUUAAUUAUGAAAAAAGAUAUAAAUAAUGAAUGGUAUGAAAAACAAUUUUUAAACAUAUCAAAUAAAAAUAUUCCAUGGAAAUUAAUAGUUCAUUUUAAGGGAGAAGAAGAUUAUCCUUAUAAUUUGAAGAAAAAUGAUAAAAAGAUCUACAAUGGAAACAUAAAUGUUCUAGCUUACAAUAGUUGUAUACCUUUAUAUAAGGGAUUUAGUGAUUUUGAGGAGAAUAUAAUAAAUCAGUUAAAGAAAGCAAGUUAUAUAUUUAAUAAAAGCAAUAGAUUAAUACAAAUGCUACCACAACAAGUUGAAAAAGAAAUUUUAUAUAAUUUAAAAAAUUUUAAUGUUGAAAAUAUUUGUUCAUUAUAUAGAAAAUAUAUUGAUUAUAAUAUGAUUAAAUUUAUAGAUUAUUUUAAUAAUGAAUUCGUUAAGAAAAUAAAUUUUUUUUUUGUAUAUAUGAAAAGUAUAGAAAAUAGCACAAAUGAAGAAAACAAAAAAAGAGAAGAGAGUAAUAUAAAAUGUAAAAAGUAUGAUAAUUUUACUCAUAUUAAGAAUAUGGAAUUCUGUGAUAAGCUUGAGGAGAAUAUUAAUUAUAAAAAUAAAGAAAAUGAUAAUAUAUUAAAAACAGUUGAUUGUAAUAACGAAAAUUUAUCAAUAAGAAGUAAUGAACUGAUAAAUCAAAUAAAUGAAUCAAAAAUUGAUUAUCUUUCUGAUAAUAAUAUGAUAAAAAAUAAUAUUAGAAAUAAUAGCAUAAGUAAUGUAGAUGAUAAUAAUCAUUCUAAUAUUGAUCCAUCAACUAAUAAUUCUGAUCAACAUUUUGAAAAGAAAAAUAGACAGAAUAAAGAUAAUUUGUUGUUUCAAAAUAUAAAUGAAAAAUGUAAAAACUAUUUAAAUAAAAAUAGUUCUCCUUCCUAUAGUAAUUAUACCAAAGAAAAAUAUAGUAUAUAUAAAAUUCUGAAUGAUGACAAACUAGUUAAAGAAGUUCCUAUAAUUAUACAUAUAUAUGGACCCCCAUAUAAUCAGAUAAUGACAAAAUUUCCAUUAUUUAAAAUAAUUUAUUCAGAAAAAAAUAAAGACUCUAUUGAACAACUUUUUUUAUAUACAUUGGGAGAUUUUUUACAUGAACAGUUCCCUUCAUUUUUUAGAAAAAUAAGUAAAGAAGAAAAACAAAUUUUAGGGAAAGAAAAGGUUGAUAUAGAAAAUAAGGAAAUUCAGGAUAAUGUAGAAAUAAAAAAAAGUCAAUAUUAUAAUGAAAACAUUAAGUUAAAUAUAGAUGAAAACAAAAAUGAAAAAUAUAUAAAUAAUAAAAAAAAUGUGUAUGACACGUAUUUAAAUAGUGAAACUAUAUUUUAUUUUAUAGAAGAUGAUUAUUUAAUUUUUAGUGAUUAUAUGUUUAUAAUAAUUAAUGGAAUACAAAUUCCCUUAAAAACACCACUAUAUUGGCUUACAGCAAAUUUUUCUCAAUUUGAUAAUUUUCUUCAUAUUAUUCUCCGUAUACCUUCUUAUUAA
This is a messenger RNA of Plasmodium gallinaceum, 2307 nucleotides long. It is a transcript of the gene ATG5, whose product is annotated as autophagy protein 5, putative. The record is from RefSeq and is a predicted model, not a curated record. Gene Ontology annotation, biological process: cellular response to nitrogen starvation; C-terminal protein lipidation; nucleophagy. Lineage: Eukaryota; Apicomplexa; Aconoidasida; Haemosporida; Plasmodiidae. The transcript has a single exon. Gene Ontology annotation, cellular component: phagophore assembly site membrane; Atg12-Atg5-Atg16 complex; cytoplasm. Bases 1 to 2307 code for a protein of 768 amino acids.